AUGUCUGUUGCACAUACUCCAACUUCAAGAAGCAGCAACCUCGGGAGCUCAACUAAGCUGAAGGUUCAUAUUUACAUCGACAACUCCAACAUCUACAUCCAAGGCGCGAAGACCUACCAGCCAGGUUCAAACCAAGAUCCUGUGUCAGAUCCGGCGUGGAGAUAUGUUGUUAGUCUCCUCAGGAAUGUGCUUUGUCGAGAAUCGGGGCUUGAUCCUACCGUUGGGCUGGAUGUCGAUACGUUUGUAUAUGGCUCCGUUCCUCCACCUCACGAUAUCUGGCUGGCGAUGGAACAGCAGGAUGUUAAGGUCUUCAAGUUCGACCGAAGUCCAGUGACUGGAAAAGAGAAGCAGGUUCGAAGCGAGUUUAUCAUCGUCACUGGCGAUGGAGACCUUUUGCCCGCAGUCGAGAAGAUCAGUGAGAAGGGAUUCCGGGUGCACAUAUGGUCAUGGAGCAGUUCAUUCUCAAGUGUCUACACAUCAAAGUACAAUGAAAGUGGCCCAGAAGGAAAUAUCAAAUUGCACUGCCUGGACAAGUUCAAGGACGAAUUCGGUUACAAGAAAGUCAGACAUUCGGACAAGCCGUGCAGAUACGGCAAAUACUGCUUUGAAAAUGUCAAUUGCGAAUUCUCACAUUCGCAGGAAGAUAAGACAUUCUUCGCAGAGACCGGGGGCUGCAAGCCGCUGCGGAAGGACAAAGAGUGCCGUUUUGGCGAAUCUUGUAAACGCAAGGAUAAGUGUCCCUUUUACCAUAACGAAAGUGAGCGGAUCUGCCUUACCUGCGACCAGGCUGGACAAGGACACGGCGAUGUGGGAUCACCGGAAUGGCAGAGAGCACAUGGCUCAAGUUAG
Messenger RNA from Cladophialophora immunda, 849 nucleotides. RefSeq lists its product as uncharacterized. Gene Ontology annotation, molecular function: metal ion binding; RNA nuclease activity. Bases 1 to 849 code for a protein of 282 amino acids. The transcript is spliced from 2 exons. The record is from RefSeq and is a predicted model, not a curated record. Lineage: Eukaryota; Fungi; Ascomycota; Eurotiomycetes; Chaetothyriales; Herpotrichiellaceae.